Messenger RNA from Aspergillus pseudonomiae, 1557 nucleotides. Its product is annotated as cytochrome P450. Lineage: Eukaryota; Fungi; Ascomycota; Eurotiomycetes; Eurotiales; Aspergillaceae. The coding region runs from base 1 to 1557 and encodes 518 amino acids. The transcript has 4 exons. Gene Ontology annotation, molecular function: iron ion binding; oxidoreductase activity, acting on paired donors, with incorporation or reduction of molecular oxygen; heme binding. The record is from RefSeq and is a predicted model, not a curated record.
AUGAGCACACCUAUCCAUGUCCAACUUUCGGUCAUUGUUUCUGCACAUCCCCUCGCCGCUACGCUCGUCACUCUCGCGAUCUGCCUGGGAACAACAUUCCUUGUAAUCCAGGAGAUUUUUACGCCUGUUGGAAAGCGAAAACCACCCCCGGGAAAGAAAUGGAAUCUCCCGCCUGGCCCUCGUGGAAUCCCAAUAUUUGGCAGUUUGCGGGUAUUGGAUAAAGCACGCAGUGACAAAGACUACAAGAUGCAUAAUGAACUCGCCAGAUAUGGCGAAAUGACAACAAUCCACCUUGGAUCAAAGACAUGGGUUCUGUUGAACAGCAAACGCGUGGUUUCCGAGAUCAUUGCGAAGCGCGGUUCUCUUACGAACGGCAGAAGCCCCAUGCCUAUAGCCAGCGGCAUCGUUAGCCGAAACGGACAGAAAAGGCGAGUAAUGCACUCCCUUCUCAGUGGGUCGGCUUUAAAGCAAUACGGUUCCUGGCAAGAGCUCGAGAGCACACAGAUGCUCGCCGAAUAUCACUUUUAUCCCCGACUUUGGUACCGCCAUCACUACCGAUAUGCCAACUCUGUGGUGCAUCGUAUUGCCCUGGGCGAAAGGCUGGUGAAGACCCGAAAGGAGCUUGCUGAUCUUCAAGAUGUGGUCACUUACUUCAUUGGGAGCAUCGGCAGCAGCUUGGUUGACUGGUUUCCCGAGCUGGACAAGCUUCCUCGUUUCUUACAGCCCUGGCGUAAACAUUGGGAGAGGCUCGGGGAUUGGAAUGAAGAAGUCUACAAGUCGUGGUGGAUACCGGCGAGAGAGAAGGUUGAAAAUGGUACUGCCCCUCCAUCAUGGGUGCGCGAUGUUCUCCUCCAUCCGGAUACCAAGUUCACUGGGGACGACAGGGAUGCCAUGUACGUCGCACUUCAAUUGUUAGAGGCAGGGAGUGAUACCACCCGAGAAGUGUUGAACAUCUUUGUGAUGUCUGCCUUAUGCUACCCGGAGAAGUUCCAGAAAGCAAGGGAAGAGGUAGAUCGCCUUUGUCAUUCAAAUGGGAUGCGCCUCCCUGGUAUCGACGAUAUGGAACAGUUGCCUUAUAUUUGUGCCAUGAUCAAGGAAUUACUCCGAUGGCGCCCUAUCUUUCCUUUUACACCUGACCAUACAUUGACUUCAGAUAUGGAAUUUGAAGGCUAUCAUUUCCCGGCCGGAGUUGGGUUCGUGAUCAAUGAGAUCCCUGUGUGCAAUGAGUGCGACGAUCCAGAAGAAUUCCAACCCGAGCGCUGGCUUGACGGCCACGAGACCGAUGCUGCCCAUGGCCUCUGGCAAUUCGGUGGUGGCCGGCGUAUAUGCGUAGGGUACAUAUUGGCAUUCAGGGGCCUCUUCAUCAAUAUAGCUCGGUUAGCUUUCUGCUACAACUACAAAGCAAAUGGCGCUUUCGACUCGAAACGCCUGAACCACCAUAUGACAGACGAACCAUUCCCGGUCGAGGUGACGCCAAGAAGCCAGGAGCAUAUGGCACUGAUCAUGGAGGAAAGAGCUCGCCUCGGAGUGUUGGAAGACGCGAAACGCCAAAUGUAA